Molecule: messenger RNA, 1704 nt
Organism: Talaromyces rugulosus
Lineage: Eukaryota; Fungi; Ascomycota; Eurotiomycetes; Eurotiales; Trichocomaceae
Exons: 5
Coding region: 1-1704 (567 amino acids)
Source: RefSeq, a predicted model, not a curated record
AUGCGACAAUCGCACCCUUUCAACCUCCUCGGCGCCGCAUUCCUCCUCGUCGCGCUUGCUACGGCGCUCCCUGAUGGAGAUCAUGACAUGAAUAUGGACGGGGACAUGGACAUGGGCCAUAAAGAUACCAUGUCCAAGCCCGCCGAGGACUGGGCGCAGAGCUAUUUUGCCCUGGGCCAGCACUCUGGCUCCAUCCUAGCGCACAUUAUCCUCGAGGUCAUUUCCUGGUGCUUCAUUCUUCCUGUUGCUGUCAUGCUGAGCAUCGCACAUUCGCGAUACACCAUUCCCCUGCAGUUUGUCUUUCUGGCCGUCAACGCCGUUGCUCUGCUCUUUGGCACCAUCUACAACACCUCGACCCCAGACCUGUACGAGAACAACGCCCACCACAAGAUCGGCUGGAUCGCAACCUGGGUCGCGGGCGCCCAAGUCAUCAUCGGUCUUAUUUAUGCCUAUUCUGGCCGCGGCCGAUCCAAGUCCGGACCCGACUAUGAGCGCGCCACCUUCAUGCCUGUCUCGACGCAGAACAUGAUGGGCCACCAGCAGCUGUACUCGCCUGUGGGUGAGUACCGCUGGUCUGGCGACAGUGGCCAGGGGACUAGCUGCCCGGCGACUCCUGACGAGGAACGCUUUUCCAAACCAGAAGACGACGAAGAAGAUGUCGAGGUGCCGACUCCUCUUGCGCGCGGCUGGUUGCGCAGCGCCGCUUUGGACCGGUUCUUCACCAGCCGGGUCCCCAGUCUGGUGUCGAACCGCGCGCUCCGUGUGCUGCGUGUUGUUUACAACGUGAUUGAUCGUAUCAUCUUGCCGUUUGGCUUUAUUGCGGUGGCCUCGGGCGGUGUGACUUAUGGCGGCAUCUUUAGAGGACAAGGCAUUUUCAGCGGUUUGGCGCAUUUCAUCAAGGGCGGAAUUUUCUUCUGGUAUGGUCUCGUCGUCCUGGGCCGGUUUAUGGGCUGCUGGGCGAACUUUGGUUGGGCCUGGAACCUGAAGCCGGCCGAGUCGCGCGCUGUCACGGGAGAAUUUGUUGAAUCUGCCCUCAUCUUCACGUAUGGUUCUACCAAUGUCUUCCUGGAGCACCUCGGAGGAUGGGGCCAGGCGUGGACUCCUCAAGAUCUGGAGCAUGUGUCGAUCUCGGUCAUGUUCUUUGGCGCUGGAUUGUGCGGCCUGCUCCUCGAGUCGAAACGGGUCCGAAGCUGGCUGAAACAGAGCAUCAUGGGCAAGACAGCUGCUCCAGUUUCACAGCAAGCCGAGGAAGAAGAGACCAGCGGCGUAUCCUUUAACCCGAUGCCGCUACUAAUUAUCUUCUUGCUGGGCACGAUGAUGGGCGGCCACCACCAGCAACAAAUGGUGUCGACCAUGGUGCACAAGCAAUGGGGCAACCUGCUGUCUGGUGCUGCCAUGGCCCGCGCUGUGACCUACAUGAUCACCUACGUCAAGCCCCCGACGUCGUAUCUGCCGGCGCGUCCGCCAUCGGAGCUGGUCGGAGCGUUUUGUCUUAUUUCUGGCGGGCUCAUCUUUAUGCUGAGCGCUUCUGAUAUCAUGGACGUCAUGGUCUUUUACGAUCUCGACGCCAUGUUCACUUUUAAUGUGGCCGUCGGCGUGUCCUGCUUUAUCAUGGCCUAUGAAAUCCUCGUCAUCGCCGUCAAAGCCUGGGCUGUCAAGAAAGAGACAGUCCAGUACCACGCGCGCUCGUGGUCUUCUGCGUGA